AGUUCAUUCUACUCGGCCAUUUCAAACAAAUCGGAAGUCUGCGGAACAAAAAAUAUUCGCGAGUAUUUUAUGAUAAAUAUUAUUUUUUAAAAACAAGCUGAUUUUUCGGGCUCCUUAAAAAGUGUCAGUGAGAAUGGACGGGUAUUACAAUAACAGCAGUUGCGGCUUCAACAACAGCGGCUACUCUCAGACCCAAAAAAGUGGGUCGUGUUGCAAUUGCCCCGGUGGCAACUGCCCCCGGAUGGAGGCGGGGGGCAACGAGGGUCGGGGCAUGAGCCAGCUGGGUUGUCCAGGCGGCAGCUGUUGUCCCGGCGGACGCUGUCCGGUUGGAAAGCCACGCUUCAAUCCUGACUGGCGGAAUGGUGGACGCUAGCACAAAAGAGCUAGCGCUCCCCUGCCCGACAAACCAAGCGCCUAUAAAGUGGACAUCCACCCUCACUUCGCCCGAGUAUUUUGCCGCAGAAACCAUAUGUAAUGGACACCAUUUUAGACAGUGAUUUAAGAUGAAGUGGAUGCCUUAGUCGACUGGAAAUCUGUAUCUGACCAAAAACCCAACUAAUUGGUGCGUCUGCAAUGCAGCCGUAUAAUUUUAAAAACUAUUAUUACCUAUCAUCUGUAAUGUAAAAAAUAUAGAGCUGAUGCAGAAUCUUUCGCGAGUAAGCAAACAAAA
This is a messenger RNA of Drosophila rhopaloa, 670 nucleotides long. RefSeq lists its product as uncharacterized. The transcript is spliced from 2 exons. The coding region runs from base 134 to 373 and encodes 79 amino acids. NCBI's taxonomy places the organism in Eukaryota, Metazoa, Arthropoda, Insecta, Diptera, Drosophilidae. The record is from RefSeq and is a predicted model, not a curated record.